AGGUGGCUCAAACAGGCAAUGUGAGGUGUUUUGUUUCGCAAGACCGGACAAACUUCCCAAGGGUCUGGCGAUGCUGUUCUUCUCCUUCUUUCGCACGCUGGUCGACCGAAACGUGCAGGUGACCGUGGAGUUGAAAAACGAUUUGUGCAUCACAGGAACUUUGCAGUCAGCAGACCAGUUUCUGAAUCUGAAGCUCGCAAAUGUCAGCGUAAAUGAUCCGGACCGAUAUCCUCACUUGCUAUCAGUCAAGAACUGCUUCAUCCGAGGAUCUGUAGUUCGAUACGUCCAUCUGCCGGCGCACGAGGUGGACACGGAGUCGCUGCAGGAUAGCUGUCGCCGAGAAGCGAAACAGGUCGGACCAAACAGGUGAAAUGAUAUGUGCCCUUCCUGCGGAGUGGGAUGCUCCGCAACAAAGCGGGAGCACCAAAAGGUUGCGCAUGGCAAGCAUAUUUUAUACUUUUGUACUGUUUACACUAUCUGCAGAGUCUAAUGGU
Molecule: messenger RNA, 494 nt
Organism: Durusdinium trenchii
Lineage: Eukaryota; Dinophyceae; Suessiales; Symbiodiniaceae
Source: the annotation of a GenBank genome assembly